AUGAAGCCUAUCCAGAACGUUGCACUCUUGGGGAAAGGAUGGCUGGGAUCCGCAAUCUUAGAGCAGCUUGUGAAUACUGGCUUUCAAGUUACAGUGCUGAGUCGCGGAGCAGGGUCGGUAGAGGAGCCCCCUAGUAGCGUCAAGACUGUGCAAGUCGAUUAUUCGUCUAUUGACAGUCUUGUAGCUGCUCUCCAGGGCCAGGAUGCUGUGGUGUCUACUGUUGGUACGCCCGGUAUUAGCGCACAGAAGACGGUCAUUGAUGCCAGCAUUCAGGCUGGCGUCCGACGUUUUAUCCCUUCCGAUUUUGGGGCUCUCACGACGAGACCUAGAGCAGAGUCACUUCCCCUGAAUGCCUUAUGGGUAGAUAUCCAGGAUUAUCUCAAAGAGAAAGCGUUGCGUGGAGAGAUCGAGUACACUCUCUUUGCUGUUGGGCCCUUUUUGGAAUUUGUUAUGUCGAUGCCGUUUUUGACCGAUCUGCAAACCCAUAAUGUCCCGCUCUAUGACAACGGUGUGCAUAGUUUCAGCUCUACCAGGGUGUCAAGUGUCGGAAAAGCCGUCGCCGGUGCUUUGAAAAAUGCCACAGCGACCAAGAACCGCCUGGUCAGCGUUCAUGACAUUGUUCUGACUCAAAAUAAAGUUCUGAGUUUAGCAAAGAAGUACUCAGGGCCUGAUGUCAAAUGGGUCGAGAUACCAGCGGACGCAGCGGCUGAACUUGAAACAAUUCUUGAAAACACCAAGCAAGGCGACCUGGACCUCUUCAAAACGCUUGCACUGCUGAAAGCUGCACUGUUGGGUGGCAAGUUCGAAGCUGAGUUCAAAAUUUUGGAUAAUGAUCUUGUUGGAGUCGGCCUGCUUUCUGAUGAUGAAUUUGAGAGGAUUUUUGCCACGGCCUUCACGCCAAGCCAAAUUAUUGCGCAAGAGGGUCUUCAGGCAAAUAUUGAAGGGAUUCAAGGCGAGGCUUAG
Penicillium coprophilum is the source of this 963-nucleotide messenger RNA. RefSeq lists its product as uncharacterized. NCBI's taxonomy places the organism in Eukaryota, Fungi, Ascomycota, Eurotiomycetes, Eurotiales, Aspergillaceae. Bases 1 to 963 code for a protein of 320 amino acids. The record is from RefSeq and is a predicted model, not a curated record. The transcript has 2 exons.